AUGGCCGGGAACACCGCCUGGCCGUCGCUGCUACUCGUCUGCAGUGUCGCCCACAUAUGCCUCUCCAUCACUGGCAACGAAACUCUGCCGGACGGUAUUCAGCGUCUUAGGCGUCUGUCCAACAUGUCGUCCCGCAUGGCCCGCGUUCUGAGGGAACGGACAGAGGCUGGAGGCCUUGACAAGCUUCUCGUCGCCAUUACGACUCCCCUGGCCAGUGAUCUCAACUGCCUGGCCAUACUGACCGAUCCGUUGUACCAGGAUGUGUUUACACAUCCAUUCUUCAAGAAAAUAAGGAGCCUGCCUUAUUACAAGGUGCUGGUCGAAGAGAACGAGGAGUUGUCUGAGUGGGAGUUCAAUGGGGGACCAGUCCUGAACCAGGUAAAACACGACGGCUGCGACGCCUACAUCAUGCUGGCCGCAAACGGGGAGCAGCUGGCGAAGCUGCUCACGUUUGGAGAAAGGUUACGGCGGCUGAGCAGCCGCGCGCUGCUGCUGCUGCUGCACGACGACCGGCUGUUGGCGCGGCCGCUGCUCGGCCUGUGGCGCAAGCUGGUGGACGUGGUGUUCCUGCGGCGCUACGGCGGCGCCCGGCGCGACGCUUGGUUCGAGCUGUCGACGGUGCCGUUCCCGGCCAGGGCGCGUUUCCCGCUGGUGCUGCGUCGCCUCGACACGUGGAAGCGCGGCCGCCUGCACUCGGGCCGCGACCUGUUCCGCGACAAGGCUGCCAACCUGCGCGGGCAGCCGCUCGUCGCCGCCACCUUCGACAACGUCCCCGCGGCCCUGCGCUCCGACGCCGGCUUCACUGGCCUCGAAGUCGAGGUGCUGGGAGCGCUGUCGCAGUCGAUGAACUUCGCGGCGGAGCUGUACGUGCCGGCGGGCUGGCAGGAGGAGAAGUGGGGCACGCAGCGCGCCGACGGCUCCGUCAACGGGCUGCUGGGCCAGCUGCAGCGGGGCCGCGCCGCGCUCGCGCUCGGCAGCUUCCACUACACGCCGCACCACCUGCGCUUCAUAGACCUCAGCGUGCCCUACACCACGCACUGCCUCACCUUCCUCACGCCCGAGAUGCUCACCGACAACUCCUGGAUGACGCUCGUGCUGCCCUUCAAGCCAAUUUUGAACUGGGUUAACCCUAGGUCGCUGAUGUGGAUGUCGGUGCUGGUGUCGCUGGCGGCUGGCGCGGCUGCGCUGCAGUGGGUGGGCGGCGGGCGCGUGGGCGCGCUGUCCGCCGUGGGCGCGCUGCUGCUGGUGCCGGCGUCGCAGCCGCCAGGGCGGCGCCACUGGCGCGCCAGGCUGGUGCUGGCCUGCUGGUGGCUGCAGUGCCUGCUCGUCGCCGUCGCCUACCGCGCUAGCCUCACCGCCAUACUCGCCAACCCGGCGCCCAGGGUGACCAUCGACACGAUGGAGCAGCUGGCGGCCAGCGCGAUCGCCGUCGGCGGCUGGAGCGAGCAGCAGCGCGAGUUCUUCGAGACUGCGCUGGACGCCGCGAGCCAGCGCGUGGGCACGCGCUUCCAGCUGGUGCGCGACGCGGAGCGCGCCGUCCGCCGGGUGGCCAGCGGGCAGUUCGCGCUCUACGACAACGUGCACGCGCUGCGGCACGCCAGCGUGCGCAGAAAUAUAGCUGUUAAAAAGAGAGAGAGAGAGAGCGGGAUGAACGGCUCGCAGCUGGACGGGCACCGGCUGCACGUGAUGCAGGACUGCGCCGUCCACAUGCCCGUCGCUAUCGGCCUGGAGCGCAACUCGCCCCUCAAACCGCGCAUCGACAGGCAGGUGCGACGGUGCGUGGAGGCGGGGCUGGUGGAGAAGUGGCUGGCCGACACGAUGCAGGCGACUCGCGCCGCCGAGAGCCGCACGUCGCGGCCGGCGAGCACGCGAGCGCUCGUGGGGCUGCGCAAGUUGCUGGGCGCCGGCGUCGCGCUGGCCGCCAUGAAGGCCUAA
Messenger RNA from Schistocerca cancellata (South American locust), 1935 nucleotides. RefSeq lists its product as uncharacterized. The transcript is spliced from 13 exons. The record is from RefSeq and is a predicted model, not a curated record. Gene Ontology annotation, cellular component: membrane. Lineage: Eukaryota; Metazoa; Arthropoda; Insecta; Orthoptera; Acrididae. The coding region runs from base 1 to 1935 and encodes 644 amino acids. Gene Ontology annotation, molecular function: glutamate-gated receptor activity.